Molecule: messenger RNA, 858 nt
Organism: Funneliformis geosporum
Lineage: Eukaryota; Fungi; Glomeromycota; Glomeromycetes; Glomerales; Glomeraceae
Source: the annotation of a GenBank genome assembly
AUGGUAAACCUUGAUAGAAAUCAAUUAAUCGAAGCUGGAGUUCAGUUUGGUAACCUUGCCCGCAAGUGGAAUCCGCAAAUGCGACCCUACAUUUAUAAAAAAAAUAGUCGAACACACGUAAUCGAUUUACAAAAGAUUAUUGUUAGUUGCCAAGAGUUGGAAAAAUAUGUAGAAUCGCUAAUUGAUAAAGGAAAAGUAAUUUUAUUUUUGUCUACCAAAAAGCAAGUGGCGGGAAUUGUUAAAGAACAAGCCAUCCGGUGUGGAAUGCCAUACAUCGAAAUAAAAAAGAAAUUAAAAGAAUUGCAAGGACUAAAUGGUUUUCUUCAAAAAAGCACUUUUAAAAAUUUGAUAAAAAAAGAGCAAGUGCUUUUGGAAAAAAGAAGAAAUAAGUUACACGGCAUUUAUGAAGGAGUGAUUAAUUUACAAAGAAAACCUAACUCUCUGUUUAUUAUUGGCCUUGACAAAGAAAAAACUGCCUUUCGAGAAGCGAAAAAAACUGAUACUCCAGUUAUUGCAGUUUGUAAUACUAACUGUGAUCCUCGUUUAGUUGACUAUGUUAUCCCCGAGGAAUUGGAAAAAUUGGCUAAAAAAGUUCAAUUAGAAAUUAAAGAAGAAGAAAUAACUAAAUAUUUAAAAGAAUUUAAACAACUAGAAAAACCUUUACUCAACUUCAAAAAAACCAAAAUAAGCCCAAGAAUAAAACCGAUGGUUAGAAUUGAUGUAGGACACUUAACUCUUACAGAAUUAAAAAAAAUAAAAAAAUCUUUUUCCAGUCCUCUUAUUAGUAAAAAAAACCUUAAAGAUAAUAGUAUUAUUACCACUAAGGACAAUUUGGUACUAUUCAAGAAAAUUAGUUAG